This is a messenger RNA of Triticum turgidum subsp. durum (durum wheat), 1338 nucleotides long. Lineage: Eukaryota; Viridiplantae; Streptophyta; Magnoliopsida; Poales; Poaceae. The record is from the annotation of a GenBank genome assembly.
AUGGAGGCGGGUUCGGAUAUGACGAAGGAGGCUGGGAGAAAGAGGGAAACCCACAGCGGGACCGAGAUGGCCGGGGGGAGUAGGAGAACCUCGAGGAAGAUCACAAAGAAGACGGAGUAUCCAUCGGUGCUGGAUGUGAUGGAUGCCGCGAUGAAUCAGGUACUAAAGGAGCAAAUGGAGUGGCUGGUGGCGAGGUGGAACGCCGAGAACCCCGACGCGACGCCACUCGUGGUGGAAGCGCUCACGGAGGAGCAGCGAGAGUCGCUGGAGCGAGAGCAUUUGGCCAGGGAGGUGUUGAUUGGUCAGGCGUACGUGGAUAAGAUGGCGGCCGAAGACAUGGCUAGACUGAAGAUGGAGGAAAGUAAUCCGAAAAAGGAUCCCGACGAGCUGUAUUACCAGGAGUACCGAGAGAACUGGGAGUGGAAAUAUGCUGAAGAGUUCGGCUCCUUCGAGGCCACGACUCGGAUCCCCGCCAUGUGUUUCACGGACAAGCCGACGAAGCCUGGUGUUACUAAACCCAGGCGUAGUAUGCAGAUCUUUUCAGUUAAAGUUGAGGAAAUAUAUGGGGAUUUACGUUGGCCGUUGGAUGUGUUUGGCAUCGUUGCUGUGAGGGAUGACCUGGAUCACCAUCGCAAUAUUAUCUUUGAGCGCAAAAGGGAUAACUGUCAAACUCUCAACGAGGAGGAUCCAUAUUUAGUAUUAACAGGUCCUGCCCGUGCUCCUCUGACUCUUUUUGGGCCUAUGCAUUUCGAUAUCACGCUGAAAGUGAAAUGCAGCAAUGAGUUAGAGGACAAAGAUCUAAGCCUGCUAGGCUUUCGCUACGAGUGCUGCGAAUCGAUCAAUUAUCAAGCCAGUAAGGGAGAGCCUACCGUCAGUUCAUGCGUGAGCAGCCAAAAACAUAGAAGCAAGCUGAGCACAUUGGAGCUGACUUGUGGUAUUGUAGUCUCAUCCAUUGAGGCCACAAUCAGUGUGCGUAUUGUCGACGGGUCAUGGCCAGAUGGAUUCAGCGGGCGGUUCUUUGCCUCGACUGCUAGCGUCAGUCACAUGAGGGUGUUACUGCUCAAUAUUGGAGAUGAGGAUACGCCUGUUGUUGCCACUGAUGGCACCAUUGAGCUGUCACGACGCGUGGUUUCUGUUGAAAGCUUUGGGGAGCUGAGAGUGAAUGCAGCAGGUUGGCUAGGCAGCCAGCAGAUUGACCGUGAGGUGUUCUUUCAACCAUUGAAAUCGGGUAGAAGCUCUCGUUCGCUGAAGGUUGGCUCGUGUGAAAUGGAAGUUACCGUUGCCUGGUCCCUUUUUCCGUUAUGUUAUCCCAAUAUUUCUUCACCCAAGAAUGGGUGA